GCCUGCUGGAGUUCUAGAAGAAUUAGUGAGAAUGAAAGCUUUUCCUCUGUCUUUGCAAGGUGAAGCCAGACACUGGAUGAUUCAUCAACAAAUUUUUCCCAGCUUCUAAGGUGUCCUAUUUUAGGAAGUUGAUCUACACCAUUGAGCAGGAUCAGAAUGAGGGCCUGCCAGAUUAUUGGGAUAGGUUUAACAACUUAUGUCUCAAGUGUCCAAAUCAUCAGCUGCAGGAAUCAUUGUUGAUGGUUUAUUUUUAUGAAGGCUUGCUGCAAAGAGAUAGAAUUAUGGUUGAUGUGGCUGCAGGAGGGUCAUUGAUAUGUCAAACUCCAGCUGAAGCAAAACAGUUGAUAUGUAGAAUGGCUGAGUCCCAACUAGGACAACUAGAAGGGUGAUGGAUAGUGGAUUCUUUUGGCCUACAUUAUUCAAAGAUGCUUAUAGUUUUGUAAAAAGUUGUGAGGCAUGUCAAAAAGCUGGGGAAAAUAUAACAAGAAAAAAUGAAAUGCCUCUGCAGAAUAUGGUUUUCUGUGAGAUUUUUGAUGUAUGGGGCAUUGAUUUUAUGGGACCUCUACCUGUUUCUUCUGGAUACUCUUACAUUCUUUUGGCUUUUGAUUAUGUGUCCAGGUGGGUGGAAGCAAAGGCAACUAAGUCUAAUGAUGCAAGGACAGUCUCACAAUUUUUAAAGACUAACAUUUUCUGCAGAUUUGGGGUGCCAAAGGCAAUAAUUAGUGAUCAGGGGACACAUUUUUGUAAUCAUCUUAUUGCAUGACUUUUGAGAAAGUAUGGAGUCAAGCACAAGAUAUCCACACCUUAACACCCACAAACAAAUGGGCAGGCAGAAGUAUUCAACAGAGAAGUGAAGAAAUUGAUCCAAAAGUUAGUCUAGCCCAACAAGAAGAACUGGAGUCAGCAGCUGGAUGAAGCACUUUGGGCACAGAGGACAGCUUAUCGCACACCCAUUGGGAUGUCACCAUUCAGAGUAAUCUUUGGUAAACCAUGCCAUCUGCCAAUAGAGAUUGAACACAAAGCAUUUUGGACUGUCAGGAGAUGCAAUCUGGAUCACAAUGAAGUUGUGAGGCAGAGAAAAUUACAGCUGCAGGAGUUGGAUGAAAUAAGACUUAAAAGCUUAUGAGAACUCAAGGAUUUAUAAAGAGAGAGUGAAGAGAUUUCAUGAUAUGAAUCUCUCAAGGAAAGAGUUCACUGUGGGACAAAAAGUACUCCUCUAUAACUCCAGAAUGAAGCUGAUAGCAGGCAAACUGAGAUCAAAAUGGGAAGGGCCAUAUACAGUGGUAAAGUUAUUCCCUCAUGGUGUAGUAGAGAUUGGUAAAUCAGAUUCUGAAGAGACAUUUAAGGUUAAUGGUCAUCAAUUGAAGAUCUUCCAGGAAAGACAACCUCUAGGGGAAGAAGGCAGCACUAUGAACCUCACUGAUCCAAUUAUGGAAGAGCCACCAUGAAUAAGAUUCUCCUUUCUUUUCUUGCUUUUCUUUUUCUUAUUUUCUCUACUAAUGAACAAUCUGAGUACUUUCAAUUUCUGAGUUGUGUUGCUUUUAUUUUCAAUUCUGGUGCUAUUUUCAUUUUUAUUCCUGUGUUGUAAAUAUCUGUGCCAUCUGAGUUGUUUAGGAAACCUUACUCUCUCACACAUUGAGGACAAUGUGCCUCUUAAGUGUGUGGGUGAGAAGGUAUAGUUUUAAUUGUUGUUUUUACUUUAAUUUGCAUCUGUUAGUAUGUGAUUUGUAGCUAAAAUAGGAGUAAAUUUUUUUUUUCUAUGUUGAUUGCAGUUUUGCUUCAGGUUGUAAAUACUUAGUUUUUUUUUAUGCUUUCAUAAUCUGUUUUAGGUUGUAGACUAGACUUUGUUUGUUUUAGAAUUCGUAGUUACUUGUAGAAUUUUUCUUUUAUCCCUGAUUCUGUUUCACGCAUUAGAUGCUUUAAGUUUUGUUUUAGCUUUUGUUCCAUUUUCAUUGUUUUAGGUAAAUUUCCAAGUUCUAUUUGAAGCCUUUUUACAUAUGCAUUUGCUUUAGAUUUUCUUCCCUUAUAGAUUCUGUUUAGGAAUUUUGUAGACUCUUUACUUUUCAAUCUGUUUUAGAUAGUUUGUAGGAUGCUUUAGGUUAUAUUCUUUCAGUUGUUGUUGUAGAUAGAAAUAAUUGUAGGUUCCUUUCACUCCUCUGAUUUCAUUUCCCUGUUUUAGUCUUCAUAAUAGAUUUUGUCCUGAACCUUUGAUUUUUAAGUUUUUUUUUGGUUUGUAGUAAGAGUUUCUUAGGUCCUUUUGCCUAUAUUGUCCCUGUUUCAUUUUUUUUUUCUUAAGCUAUCUUUUAUUUUUUUUCCUUCUUAUACCUUUCAUUUGAAUCUGUCUUAGUUUGGUUUAGGUUUUUGUUUCUAGUAUUACUCAACUCAUUGCUUAGUUUUUAGGAGUAGCUUCCCUUGUUUUUAGGUUCUAUUUCGUUUAGUUUUGAAAAUCCUUUUUGCAAGCAUAAUAACCUAGGUUAAUUUUGCUGUUUUACUGAUUUAUUUGAAAGUUUUGAGUUGUAUGCAUAAUUUAGGAUAACUAGCUUAAUUAGGACGAGUUAAAGUAAGGUAGAAAUGCUUAGAAUUUUGAGAAAUCAACUCUGGAAUCAACUUGGCAAAUAUUAUUACCCAGUGAGUCUUGAGCUUUAAUUCUUUGUAGUGAGUUUAUACCUAGGUUAGUGACAUUCUAGAACUUGUGCACUUUCUCUUUGAUAUAGUUGAACUGUGAUACAUUUUUUAUGUGAUUCAGGCCUUCUUGUCUUUAAGCCUCCUAGCCCAAUAGCCUAUCCACCCAGUUCUUUUCCAUUGUACCCUUAUUUGAGCCUUAGCCUAUUCCUUGUGUUCAUAUCACCUUACAAGCCCCUAACCAUCUGAAAACAAAAUACACCAUCCCUUAGGCCUUGUUCACUUGAGUGGAUUUGAGGGAGAGUAAUUGAGGGGAUCUGAGAGGAUUUGAAAAUAAAUUUUUUUGUUGAUUAUUUGAGUGAAUUUGGAGGUAAAUGAGAUUGGAUUUGGAAGUAAAUUUUUUUAAUUUGUCACGUCAAUCAAAUCCUAUACUAAUUCUCACAAACUUUACUUCCAAAUUCAUUCUCACUUACCUCCAAAUUGACUCAAAUAAACAACAAAAAAAUUUAUUUUCAAAUCCUCUCAAAUCCCCUCAAUUACUCUCCCUCAAAUCCACUCAAGUGAACAAGGCCUUAGAGUAUUGUGAAAAGUAGAGGAGAAUGCAAGAAUUUAGUGAGUGCAAGAAAAAUAAAUGGUCAGAGUAUGGUCAGAGUUGAAAAAGAAAAGAAAGAUGGCUAUGAAAAAUCUGGUCUGAAAAGAAAGAAAAGAUUUGGCAAAAGAAAAAGAAUGAGAAAAAUAGAAAAUUGAGUUGAGAAAAAAGACUUGAACAGAAAAAGAGAGUGCAAAGAAAGAAAACCAGAAAGAAAAAAGGGUCUGACCAAGCCAAAUUGAAAUGCAUUCACUGAGUUCCAAUAUUUUCUUCUGUCUUUCACAUUUCUCUAAUCCAUUCCAGCUUAUGUUUUCUAUCCAUCUAGCCUAUUCCAUUAUCCUUUUCAUUACAAGUCUAGCAAAGUCUUGAUGAUCUUGAGUGUGCAUAUGUUUAGCAGUGGAGAUUAGAUUAUGUACAAACUUAUGGUAAUGUUGCUUAGCCUGGUGUGUUGAGUGCUGAAAAUACCAAUCCCAAAAGCACAUGAGUUGAGUGCAGACACUUACCUGUGAGGUCAAGUUGAAUCUAGUAGUUGGUUCUUUCAAAUUCUGUUGCAUAGUUACCUUUUUUUAGUAAUUCUUAAACAUGCUUGAUUGUCUUAAUUAUGUUUUGUUAGCUUUAAAUUUUCAGGAUUUUUAGUAAUAUAGUAGGAUUUGUCUAGGUGUUUUCUGGUUUGUAAAUUGGUUUUGUUUUUUUUCUUUUGUUUGUUUUUCUUCUCUUUCUUUUCCCUACCUAGGAGGGAAGUUGUCUAAUGGGAAUAUGAUAACACUCUAGAUUUACAUAUUUUUCUUUGUUAAAAAUCAUUUCUUAGAUUUCUUUAGUUUUUAAUUUCUUAGAAUUAGAUUAGUUUUAUGUUUUUCUCUUAAUUCUUUAGUUUUAUAGAGUUUUAGUUAAAAAUAGGUUUUUAGAUGUAAUUUUUAGUCUUUGUUAAUAAUUAGGAAAUUAGUAUUUUUCUGAAUUUCUUUCAAUAAAAAUGUUUUUUUAAUUAGGUUUUAAUCUCAUAUUUUUUUUAUUUGCAUUUUAACCCAUUAAUUCAUUUUUUUAGAUUUGGAUCUUAUUGGGCUGAAGAGAAUUGAUGCUGGUGCUGAUGCUAGUGAUUAGGCCACUAAAAUUGCCUUUGGGUCGCUGCUGCUGGAAACUAGGUUGUUGCAUGUGCAUCUUUGGGGAGUUGCUCCCUCCACCCCCACACAUCUCUUCCUCCACCUCCCCUUUACUUUUUUGCCUCUUCCUCCACUUUUCCUUUACUAUUUUGCCGCUCAGUAAAAUUUUAUUUUUAAAAUUAUUGUUUUUUAAUUUUAUUCAUUUAUAACAUAUUUCACUGAUAACCUACGUAGUUCCUUGUAUGAGUAAAAUAUUUUUCUGCAAAGCUUGGUGAUCGUGAAAAGAAUUAUCAAGCAAUCUUCCUCUUGUUCUCGGUGCAAUACGUGGUACAGUGCGUUUAUGGUGUAGUGUCCUUGUCGUGGUUCCUUUCCAGGUGAUUAUUAUUUAAAAUGGAUGAAUAUCUUCAUAUGGAUUCUCAGAUUGGUUGUAGUUUGAAAUCUGAUUUGUCUUCAUCAAUUAGCAAAGUUGUAGAGAGAGAUUUAACAAAUAGAUUUAAUACAAAUGAAAUAUUUCAUUCACUGGAGCACUUAAUUCAAUAGGUAAGAGGGAUGGCUUUUGAUUUAGGAUUUGUUGUGGUAAUAGUAAGAUCUGACAUAGCUACUGGUGUACGGGGAAGAAAAACGUAUGCAUACUUGGAUGUGAAAGAGGGGGAAAAUAUAGGAAAUACAAAGCUGAUGCAGUGGCUAGUGUAUACGGCACUCGUAAAUGUGAAUGUCCGUUUAGAUUAAAGGGUAAACCAUGUUCAGAUGGGGCCGGAUGGGUGUUGAAGGUGAUGUGUGGACAUCACAACCAUGAGUUAGCUGAAACUUUAGUGGGUCACCCUUAUGCUGGCAGGUUAAAUACGAGUGAAAAGUCAUUACUGGUUGAUAUGACAAAGAGUAAAGUUACACCUGCAAAUAUUUUAUUAACACUCAAACAAAAUAAUGAUCGAAAUGUCACAACGAUUAAACAAAUCUACAACGCAAGGCAUGCGUAUAAACGAUCAUUAAGAGGGUCCAUAACUGAACUACAACAACUUAUGAUGUUGUUGGAUCGGGAUAAGUACAUUCACUGGAGUAGGUGUGCUGAUGAUUCAAAGGUUGUUACUGACUUGUUUUGGACACAUCCUGAUGCGGUGAAAUUGUUAAACUCAUUUAAUGUUGUAUUUAUGAUGGAUUACACAUAUAAAACAAAUAGAUAUAGACUUCCGUUGCUUGAGAUUGUGGGUAUGACGUCUACAGGGUUAACCUUCUCAGCAGCAUUUGCUUUCUUGUCUACUGAAAGGCAGAGUAAUUUCACAUGGGCUUUGGAAAAGCUGAAAGGUUUAUUUUUAACAUCUGAGGGUGGUCCUAAAGUUAUUGUGACUGACCGAGACUUGGCUUUGAUGAAUGCCAUAUCAAGUGUAUUCCCUGAGUCAUAUCAGAUGUUAUGUCGGUUCCACAUCCUUAAAAAUGUUAAAGCUAAAUGCAAAAUGUUAGUUCAUUCUACUGAGGUUUGGGAAGUGUUGAUGGAUGCAUGGGAAAAUGUGAUGGAUUGUGCUGAUGAAAGCUUGUUUGCUGAGUAUGUGAAUGGUUUUGAAUACGCAAGCAGAUCAUGGCCUUUGUUCUUUGAAUAUGUUAAUCAGAAUUGGAUUAUUCCGUACAGCACAUACUUUGUAAAGUUCUGGACGAACAAAGUAAUGCAUUUAGGGAACACAACCACAAAUAGGUAUGUUGUAAUGUUAUUUUAUUUAUUUGAGUAUGUGGAUGCCUUUCAUUCAACCAUAGAAUAUUCAUCUGUGAGAAGUAAAUUACAAUCAAAGCCAAAAGCAAUAAAUAAAAGGAGAGUUCCAAUGAUAGACCAGUUUCAUUCUACUACUCACCCCUUCAUUGUGGACGUUGUUGAUGUUGUGGCUGAUGGUCACUGUGGGUAUAGAUGCAUUGCUGCGUUGUUAGGACUCGGAGAAGAUUCAUGGCCCGUUGUGAGGAAUGAGUUGUACAAAGAACUCAGUUCAUGGCGUGAUGAAUAUGCAAGCCUAGUAGGAGGCUAUGAUAGACUAGAAGAACUGAGGACCUCUUUGUUGGUGCAGUCACUGUCCGCGGCUAACAAGAGCAAGUGGAUGACAUUACCAGACAUUGGUUAUGCAAUUGCUAACCGAUAUAACGUUAUCUUAGUGUGUUUGUCAUACUCUCAAAGUUAUACUAUCUUUCCACUACGUUCCACACCACCUUCUGAUAUCACUCAACAUCGCUUAAUUUGUAUAGGACAUGUUCAUGGAUGUCAUUUUGUGCAGGUUAAGCUACAAGAAUGUUGUCCGUUGCCCACGGUGAAUAUCAUGUCCUCAACCCACUGUUAUCCUGAGGCACGAGCGUGGUCAUCUAUUUAUACUAGUAGGAUGCACGCAUUUGAACAGUUGAUGGACAUAACAACAUCUUAUGUUGACUUAGGUGAUUCAUGAUAUUUAUAUUAUGUAUGAAGAUAUGUAAAAAUACACUAUUAUAUUAUGUUA
Messenger RNA from Vigna angularis (adzuki bean), 6776 nucleotides. Its product is annotated as protein FAR1-RELATED SEQUENCE 5-like. Gene Ontology annotation, biological process: regulation of DNA-templated transcription. Lineage: Eukaryota; Viridiplantae; Streptophyta; Magnoliopsida; Fabales; Fabaceae. Bases 5082 to 6725 code for a protein of 547 amino acids. The transcript is spliced from 4 exons. The record is from RefSeq and is a predicted model, not a curated record.